AAUUCAGUUGAGGAAAAUUUAGCAACAAUGGCAAAGGCCCUUGUUCUUUUUCAGCUUUCAGUUUUAUUACUUAGCUCAUUCACAAUUGUUAGCCAUGCUCAAGAUGAGUGGUACUCAUUAGACAAAAAUGUUGACCACCUUGCACCAGCUCAAGCCCCUAAGCCACACCACCACCACCACCACCAUCCCCACCCCCACCCCAUAAGUUCCCCAGCCCCUUCACCAAUUUAUUAUCCAACAAAGCCACCAACUAAAGCUCCAACUAAGCCACCAACUAAAGCUCCAUAUAAGCCACCAACUUAUAGCCCAUCAAAACCACCAGCUAAGCCACCAGUUAAGCCACCAACACCAUCACCUUAUUAUCCUUCUAGGAAACCUGUAGCUGUAAGAGGACUUGUUUACUGCAAACCUUGCAAGUUUAGAGGGAUUAAUACUCUUAACCAAGCUAAACCACUUCAGGGAGCCAAGGUGAAGCUAGUGUGCAACAACACCAAAAAGACAUUAGUAGAACAGGCUGAAACAGACAAGAAUGGAUUCUUCUGGAUCCUUCCUAAACUCUUAAGCUCAGGAGCCUACCACAAAUGCAAAGUGUUUUUAGUAUCAUCAAACAAUUCUUACUGUAAUGUCCCAACAAAUUACAAUGACGGCAAAUCUGGUGCACUAUUGAAGUACACCCCACCAGCUCCAGCUACUCAUCUCCCUAUUAAACCACCCACCCCUAAAUAUGAUUUCUUUACUGUUGGACCUUUCGGAUUUGAAGCUUCAAAGAAAGUGCCUUGCAAGAAGUACUAAUUAACUUGGCAAAUUAGAAAUUAAGAUAGGAAGGGAUGAUGAAUGUUUAAGGAGUUAAUUUAAGUGUUGGAGAAAGAAACAAAUUAAAGAUUGUGUUCUUGUUAUUUCCAUUAAUAAAUGAUCAUGUAUGAGGAAAGAAGAAUGUAGUUUAAUUUUCUUGUUUUUUCAAUUUCGUUUAUGUAAUGUUUAAAGCCCAAACAAGUGAAAGGGAUUUAUAAA
Messenger RNA from Solanum tuberosum (potato), 1011 nucleotides. Its product is annotated as pistil-specific extensin-like protein. Gene Ontology annotation, cellular component: cell periphery. The record is from RefSeq and is a predicted model, not a curated record. The transcript has 2 exons. NCBI's taxonomy places the organism in Eukaryota, Viridiplantae, Streptophyta, Magnoliopsida, Solanales, Solanaceae. Bases 28 to 792 code for a protein of 254 amino acids.